CUGUCCAAGAGGCUAUCUCAUUCAUGGUGCUAGCUGAAACUGCAACUACUUUGGUUGGUAUCUCCACCUUUCUGAUGGAUCACUUGUCACAGCCAACACACACACACACACACACAUUUAAUAAGCAUCAAAACACAAACAUGCACUGAAUGGAUUCCUAUUGUCCAUGUUUGAAAGAGAAGUCAGCUAAUUCAUCAUGGUGUAAAGUGAAACUGUAAUUACUGUCUGAGAUAUGUGUCAUCAUCAGGUUAAGACCACAAAGUGCACACAAUGCACCAAGCUGAGCACAUAAACCAAGUCCUAAAGUGGAGACAUCCAUUGUUCGAACACUAAAGUGAGUGUGUAGCAGUGCUUUGAGAUACCAACCUGCUUGCACACUUCAUGUGGAUUCUCUCCUCUCCACGGUUGCAUUUCCAUCUGUACCAUCCGACACUUGGCAUUUGCGCCUUGAGGUCAUACGGCCAUGGGCUCUCUCCGCUUUCCCUUCUCUUUGCCUCAGCCACCGAAGCCACCGCAGAGGCCUGCGCUUCGCCAAGCCAUGGCGGCCGCGGCUGUCGGUGCCGGAGUGGGCCUGGCCAUCUCCAUCGCUCUCGAACCGGGUGCAUGCGCGUCGGGGAGAGGCCGGAAGGCGGGCAGCGAAGCGUCCCCCGUCUGGGCCACACUCUCCCUCGUCGAGACCCUGCCGCCGACGACCAUCGUGGAACCGAGGAGCGGCACCAAGUUCCCCUCCGUUGUGGACGACGGCCGCCGCCUCUUGGGCAUCGGAGUGCGGUAUUGGAAGCGUCCGAAGCGCAAGAACAACAUCUCCUAUGCAUAUGGUGUGUAUGCCGAUGAGAGUGAUGUAAAAAGAUUGAGGAAGAAAUAUGGUACAUUUUCGGUCUCUGAACUGAAAGGAAAUAAGGAGUUAAUUGAUGAUGUCCUGGAUCAGGAUUUGCGCAUGACAAUUAGGCUUCAAAUAGUGAACCGCAUGCUAAGCACACGCUAUCUGCAUGAAACAUUUGCAAAGGUUGUUGAGAACGAGCUCCAAAAAUAUGGUGGAUCAAAGUCAUCAAACAAUAAAGAAUUGCUUCAAAGGUUUAAUUCUAUAUUUAUGGAUGAACAUAAGCUCUUAGGAAAUUCUAUCUUUGAUCUUUCGAGGGAACGUGGUUAUAUUCUUCGAAUAAGAAUUAAUGGAAAGGAAAUGGGGAAAAUCGAGAGCAAUCGCAUAUGUAAGCCUCUCUUGGAUUUGUAUGUUGGCAAGAAUGCAUAUGACAAACAAGCUCUACAAGAUAUUCAAUCUACUUUGGCUUCCAUUCUCCAGGAGAGAUCUGAUUGAUGACUUCAUGUUUCAUCUAUCAAACAUCAAACAUUGACUGGCAUUAACAUCUCCAAUAGAAGUUGUCUAUAGUUCUUUUUGUAUCAGAAGCAAUUUACCUCUUUCCUGUCAUAGUCUUUGGUCAUUGUAAAUUUGAAGUACUAAAACAUCCUCUCUUUUUUUCUCGGCACCAUUUCAGCAAAUUGUUCUACUUGUAAGAGACAUGGAAACUAAAUUUUUAUAUUCUGACAAACAGGCCCAGGGUUUAUUAUUAUAUAAUGAGCUGAAAAUAAUGUGGCCACAUGUUCAAAAGGUCACCUACUGUUGAAGCAAUCUUUCACAGUUGUAAUCUUUCAGUGGUACUUUGGGUCGAGAAUCUUUUAAGAUCUCAUCUUUCAGCAGUUUCAUUGCCUGCAGAAUUGACCAUUGCAGAGUCAGUGUUCCAGCCUUGCACGUAAAUUUGACUGUGCAUGGAUACAUGCAACAAUCCAUGUAAAGCAUGGAUCAGCAGUGCCAAUUCCCGAUGCAUGUCUAUCCUUUGCCUGCAAGUGUAUGGAUGAUGUUAUGAAUCCUGUUGAGAUCACAUUUAUAAUGUGUAAAAUGCCUGGGAUCACACGGCUGUGAAGUUGGAAGGGUAGGUAAGCUCUCAAGGGGAUAACUUCUAAUGGUGUCUCAGCAGAUCAUCCUUGCUGGGGAGGAAUAUUAAAUGCCAUAAAGAGCUCCAUUCUGUGAGGCCUCAGACAACCACUGCCAUCAAAUGAAUUGUUCUCGAUGCAGAUACUGAGAACUUUGUUGUUGUAGUAACCUAAGCAAACAAACAGUAGAUCCAAGUAACUCUCUGCAAGUUUUCAUCGGCAGAAUAGAAUAGCUGUGUGAGAAAGAGAGAGCCCGGAAAAUAAUAGCAGACAGGAAUUUAAUGAUCAGCAUAAGAUAGCAGAGAAAAGUUAAAGAAAUGGGGGCCAUCUUUGAUGUGACCCUUCUUCUACCACAGGUACAGUGUGAUCAAUGAAAGAAACAAAAGCUGCUUGUCUCCACCUUUACGUAUAUUUCCCUGAGAAAUGAAAGCCUGCCCACAAGCUGCAGCUUAUCCGGCGGAUCUGACCUGCUUCCAGUUGUUUAAUGGAAAGAUGCCAUCUACGAUUCACCAUCUUCUCCUUUCCCCACUCCCCAACAGACAGUGGAUCUCAAGUGGCUUUAUCGUGGCAUGGAUGGUUGCGUUCAGCGAUAACCAGUGCAACUGUGACUCCGCUGAUGAUCCCAGCAACACGAAACAAAGCAGUCGAUGGCGAUGGCCAAGCAAAUAUCGAUUUGGUCCUACCCAAUCACAGGCACAUACGUUUCGUAUUAUGGAUCUCAAAACG
Musa acuminata AAA Group (dessert banana) is the source of this 2655-nucleotide messenger RNA. RefSeq names its product fatty-acid-binding protein 1-like. Gene Ontology annotation, molecular function: intramolecular lyase activity; fatty acid binding. Gene Ontology annotation, cellular component: chloroplast stroma. The transcript is spliced from 4 exons. The record is from RefSeq and is a predicted model, not a curated record. Bases 464 to 1315 code for a protein of 283 amino acids. Gene Ontology annotation, biological process: fatty acid metabolic process. Lineage: Eukaryota; Viridiplantae; Streptophyta; Magnoliopsida; Zingiberales; Musaceae.